AAUGUGUUUACAUGCCAGAGCCUGACUUGUUUCUUGCAUGUUUCUUCAUGUCAGAAACUAGCAGGCAAUUUGUUCAGUUUUUGUCUUUAUUUAGUAUUUAUUUUUAUUCUUCUGUGUCUCUCUCGUGCCUUCCUUUGCCGAAAAGUUCAUAGGUCCGAGGAAAAUUCCUUAUUUUUUUUUAUGGAUUUCGGGCCCUUGUCAUGAAUCACCAUGGAUCUCAUGACCUUCUUGUCGGUUAUUCUACUCAUUCACUCGGCUCUUUACUUCACGGAUCAGUUUCUGAAGUCAUGCCUCAACAUUCCGUACAUGUAUUUCUUGGAGAAUGUAGGGCUCACAGUGCGUCCUCUACAGCUCCAUUGGUUCACCACGGCAUUUAACAGAGCGGUGACCAAGUGGGCAUUAUGGAGGCCCAGGUUCUUCAAAAUAUGGUUCACAAUUGGAGCAAUGGUAGUGGGCUUACUUCUCUUGCCUUCCAUUUUCCUUUUGAUUAGUGGAUUAAUCAACUAUUUUCGCCCAGUCGCUGAUCAGUCGGUCCAGGCGUUGCAACCAAUUGUCCCUGGUGUAAACUUACCUAUUAAAGAGUUACCUUAUUAUUUUGCAACUUUACUAAUUGCAUCAAUCAUUCAUGAAGCAGGACAUGCUAUUGCAGCUGUGAAGGAAGAUGUCCAUGUUAACGGCUUUGGAUUUGUCCUUAUGUUCAUCCUUCCAGGAGCAUUUGUUGAUGUUCCAACAGAAGAAAUUCGCACUCUUACCCCUUUCAGACAGUUAAAGAUCCUGUGUGCUGGUGUGUGGCAUAACAUUGUUCUUGUUCUACUUGCUGUGGCACUGGGUCUCUCCGUCCCCUACAUUCUACAACCCCUGUACAUUCAUGGUCGUGGAAUGACUGUUUUGUCAUUGACACAAGACUCCCCUGCCAGAGGUCCCACAGGACUAUCCACAGGAGACGUGAUCACUGCACUCAACAAGUGUCCUGUUAGAAGCAUGGAGGACUGGAGGGAGUGUCUUGUGACAAGUAUUAAGUCUGACCAAAUGGGUUUUUGUGUUCCCGAAUCAGUGGUGCAUACAUAUGACGAGACCAUACACCAUGCAUUUGAGGGUGCAGAUGGAUCAGUUCAGUGCUGCAGCGGGGACAGUGAAGCUCAUCUGUGUUUUGAACUCCUCGAGGACCGGGACUCGGACAAGGGCGUGGCAGCCAUGCAGCCAUUCUCCUGCUUGCCUGCACGGAUGGCCAUAUCAUUGAGCACAAAGACAUGUAUCAACUCAGUGGCAUGCCCAGCUGACAGCCACUGUUUAGCCCCAUCGCUACGGAAUGCCUCACGACUCCUGCAGAUUACCCGACGAGGCCAGAAGGGGGAGCUAAAGGAUGAUGUGCUCUACCUAGGGCCACCAGCAUACCUCUUUCACACAGUGACCCUAACCAGCUAUAUCCCCAAGUUCUCUUUUGUCCCCCUGACAUGGCCUGGUACCCUGGAGACCCUGUGUGAUUACAUGAUCAAGUUUUCAGGUGCUUUAGCAGUCCUGAACAUGGUCCCAGUCCUGCACUUGGAUGGUUAUUGGAUCUUUGGGGCUAUGAUUGAUCUCUUCUUGGCCUCCAGGUGUGACCAAGUGACCAGAAGAAUUGUUCAUGUCAUCGUCACAAUAAUGGGGAGUGUUUUACUAUUCUUGAACAUUGUGCUAGGCAUUUGGAGUAUCUUGUAGGGAUGAUAAUAGUGUUCAAUUUAGGCAGAUUACUGUGUGUGUAUAUAUGCUAGGUCCAGUUUUUAUGUGAAGAGUCGGUAUCCGCCUCAAGAAAGAAAAAGAAAAGCUCUCUAGUUCCCAGUUCUUUUACCAAAAAUAUGUACUUUGGUUCUGCCUUUGUGUGUUGAGUUAACAUUAGUUAUGGAUUUUAGAAACUCAAAAAACACAUACUCUUAAUGUACAAAUGCAUCUGUGUAUCACCUGACAAAAGUUGUGUAAACUGUGUUAUUUUCAGUAAGUAUUUGAGAAUUUGCAAGUGAAAACAAUAUGAUUAAUGAGUGAUGAGCUUGUUAGUUGGUGUGUUUAAAUACAAACUAUUAAGUUAUGGGUAGAUAGCAGAACAUGAUUUUGUGCCUUUUUUCUGCAGCAUAGUUUAUUAUUUUUCCUCUCUUUUCUGUUAUCAGAAUAAUUGAAAUUAAAAUAGUAGAAUCAUGAUAUUGCUGCUGCUAAUAUUAAAAAUUUAAAAAAAUGGUGGUGAUGUGUAUCAUUAUAAUGUUUGUGGAAUAUGGCGAUUAUAUUCCUGAUAUUCAUGAGUAAACACAAAAAAUAACAUA
Molecule: messenger RNA, 2291 nt
Organism: Penaeus monodon (black tiger shrimp)
Lineage: Eukaryota; Metazoa; Arthropoda; Malacostraca; Decapoda; Penaeidae
Gene: S2P
Product: membrane-bound transcription factor site-2 protease-like
Biological process (GO): regulation of response to endoplasmic reticulum stress; membrane protein intracellular domain proteolysis
Cellular component (GO): cytoplasm; membrane
Molecular function (GO): protein binding; metalloendopeptidase activity
Source: RefSeq, a predicted model, not a curated record